AUGAAGCACUUUAAUCAGGAGCCGGACUUUAUGAAGAAUGAAGAAAUGAAGAAACCCUCAGAAGACGCUCCAGAGCGCCACCAUCGAUUUGUAGGACUGGUCAUCAUCCUUAUCCUUGCUGGUCAUGUGAACACAGGCCCUGGGACUACUCCGAAUUUAAAACAAAUUGUAACUGGACGAUGUUAUGAGUACAUUACCCUGGUAAACUCUGAUUAUAGAUAUAAAUGUGAGGAGAUAUGGCAUGAGUUUGAGGAGGCAGUAGUCCGAAGAACGCCAUGCAAUGUGAGAGAAAAGGAUUAUGAUAGAAUGUUUCAUGCUGCUCCUCAGACUUCUCCCUGUGACAAACUGCUGUUCUGGAGCAAGACACGAGAGCUGAUGCAAAGCUAUAUAGCUGUCACGAGACGCUUUUGGACCUUGGAGGAUACACUGGUGGGAUUCAUGUUUAAGAACCUUAUCUGGUGUGGUCAGCAAGAAAGGCACAGAGGCUUUGAUUUUCAGUUUUGUCCAGAAUGGUCAAACUGUGUGAGCCAUCCUGUGUACUCACUGUGGAAACGAGCAUCACAAAAUUUUGCUGCAGGAGCAUGUGGAAAUAUUACAGUGCUCUUAAAUGGAUCCAUUGAAAAUGCAUUCAACAGGAAAAGCAUGUUUGGGAGUGUGGAGCUGGACAAUCUCAACCCUAGGAUGGUGUCCUAUGUCCACAUUAAAGUUGUUUCAAACUUAGAAGGCCCGUUUGUAGAGUCCUGUUCCAAAGGUUCCAUUCUCAAACUCAUAGGUGUUCUGCAGACCCGAGGGUUUUACUGCUCCUGCACAGACAGCAUUGUGUAUUCAUACAACCCAUUAAUGUUUCUAUAUGUGAUUCUGUAA
Molecule: messenger RNA, 864 nt
Organism: Clarias gariepinus (North African catfish)
Lineage: Eukaryota; Metazoa; Chordata; Actinopteri; Siluriformes; Clariidae
Product: ADP-ribosyl cyclase/cyclic ADP-ribose hydrolase 1
Exons: 8
Coding region: 1-864 (287 amino acids)
Biological process (GO): positive regulation of B cell proliferation
Cellular component (GO): plasma membrane
Molecular function (GO): NAD+ nucleosidase activity; phosphorus-oxygen lyase activity
Source: RefSeq, a predicted model, not a curated record